Molecule: messenger RNA, 1890 nt
Organism: Cladocopium goreaui
Lineage: Eukaryota; Dinophyceae; Suessiales; Symbiodiniaceae
Source: the annotation of a GenBank genome assembly
AUGGUCGUCCCAAGCAGGUCUACGAUCCGCCCUUGUAGUCGGUCCAGUUGCCAGCACUGUCAAAAGCGAGUGGCGAUUUUCCUCAUCGAUGGCUUUGGGAUACUUCGCCGACGACAUGAAGCGAAGUGCCCUCUCGCCAAGGUGACCCCACCAGCUACGCAGGCUGAGACGACAUCAGAGACCACCACUGCCACAGCCCGGAGCCGCGGUUCUCACCGGAUCCACAGCUUCCAGUUCUUCCAGCUUGCGGCCAAAUGUGACGCCGCAGGCCGAGAGUCCUGGCUUUUGGCCACGGCUGAUGAGUUCCCUGCGCUGCGGGCGCCGCCAUCGCCCUGCUGCGCUGCGCCGGCCGUCGGGGAAGUCGUCCGUGGCGGAGUGAUGCUGGAAGGUGAUGAACGGACAGAGGUCUUGAGAGAAGAGUCUCAUUUCAAGGCUUCUCCUCUGUUGUCCACCUUCCGUGCCGUCAAUUUGGAGUCGGGUCGGCAAGGUGUGCAUAACAGCUUUGCAUCCACUUCGGCCAAUUGUCACAGCAUGGGCCUGUUCUUCAGCAAGAUCUGGACGCGCAUGAGGGGCUCUAAAGAGGUGCGAAUCCUGAUGCUGGGUUUAGAUGCUGCUGGCAAGACCACCAUCCUCUACAGGUUGAAGCUGGCAGAGGUGAUCAACACAGUGCCCACCGUGGGUUUCAACGUGGAGAUGGUGGAGUAUGGCAACAUCAAGUUCAACGUCUUUGAUGUGGGAGGCCAGGACCAGAUUCGCAAACUCUGGCGCCACUACUUCCAAGGCACUGAUGGUUUGAUCUAUGUUGUGGACAGUUCUGAUCGCGACCGAAUCAAUGAUGCUAAGGAAGAGUUGGAUAAGAUGCUGCAAGAGCAGCAGCUUGCGGAUGCCGCUUUGCUCGUUCUUGCCAACAAGCAAGAUUUGCCCAAUGCCAUGACAGCUGCCGAGAUCAUGGAGAAGCUGGAACUGCAGAAACUUCGACAUCGGAAAUGGUUCAUUCAAUCGACCAUAGCUCCCACUGGCGAUGGCCUCUAUGAGGGUUUGGACUGGCUUUCCCGAAGUCUAAGUCCAGAUUCGAAUCUGAGUCAACCUGGCUGCGAAUCCUUGCCACAAAGGGACGCAAACAAAAAGAUGCGCAGCCAAGCUGCAGCGCGACUUAGGCGACGCAGCGUUCGAGCACCACCUGAGGGUGAAGGCUGGAGUACUCCAUGUGAGCACAGUGAUAGCAGAUGGAAAAUGCAGCUUUGGUACAAAUGGUCAGCGCCUACCACGAUUUCCACGCUGUCUCGGUUGAAAGUGCAGGGAAGCUUAAGUGAGGUUCUGUCUCUCUUCCGCGAAGCCGACAAGGUGUCCAAUUGGCUUCCUUUUGUCACUGGUGGGGAGUGUACGUGGUCUCAUGAUGUGCCGGCACUGGUUUUCAAUAUUGAAGCCAAAGUUCCUAUCGUUCCCCGCAGAUUCAGCACACUGAUACACCGCGCCUUCAUUGACGAUGCCGAUGAUACCCAGACGCUCCCGGGUGUUUACAUUAUUGAAUGGACGCCCCCAGCAGAAGAUGUCGCAACGGGUUUAUUUUGCGGCAUGCAGGUGCCACCCACACCUCCCAGGUCAUCUGCGAUGCAGGUGAACCUGUCAACAACCUUCGUUUGCCCCGAUCCUGAACAGCAGGAUUGCUGCGUGAUCAUCAUGGCCGGGGAAAACGACUUUGGAGUCAAUCAAAGGUUGAUUCCCAACCUGGUCCUGAGAAAGUUCCUGACAUUCAACUCCAAGGUGGUGGCCAGCAACAUCAGUUCUUGCCUUCAAGACAUGGAGCGCUUUGGCUACUCCGAGCGAAUUGAAAAGGACGCUCAGGGCUUUUAUUCAUCAGUAAGAAAGCGGACCUCAAGACGUGGAUGA